This is a messenger RNA of Strongylocentrotus purpuratus (purple sea urchin), 3346 nucleotides long. RefSeq lists its product as uncharacterized. Lineage: Eukaryota; Metazoa; Echinodermata; Echinoidea; Camarodonta; Strongylocentrotidae. The transcript is spliced from 7 exons. Gene Ontology annotation, biological process: regulation of apoptotic process; apoptotic process. Gene Ontology annotation, cellular component: mitochondrion. The record is from RefSeq and is a predicted model, not a curated record. The coding region runs from base 89 to 1684 and encodes 531 amino acids.
UUCAAUCCUUGAAUCAAGACUAGUCGCGAGAAGAAAUUUUUGUUUUGAAGGGAAAUUUCAAGCCGACCUCCCACAAAUUGGAUCAGACAUGGCGAAUCUUCCAGAGACCCCUCAGGAGUUCAAAUACGAGACCAAAUUUGUCGUCCUUAACUAUCUGGGCAUUCUACCAAGGUUUGAGGAGAUCGGGGACGACUCUGAUGUCGACGAAAGCGAUGACAAGCUGGAUGAUGAUGGAGACGACGCAAUGAGCUUUGGUUUGAGAAGUCAAUCCAGCUCACAUUCACAAGAUACCCCUUCUAGUAUAGACAGUGACUCCUGCAGCAGGGAUAGCGAAGAGUUCCGUCAGAUCAAGCGCAUCGCCACGGCGGCAAUCGCUCUGCAGGCACAGUCUCCUCUCAUGCAUACAGACACCGCUCCUACAGAUAUAUUGCAAGGCAAAGGGCUUGAGGUCGAUGCCUUGGGCAAUGAGGACACUCUGGAAGGGUUUCAACUACCUAAUGAUGAUCUGGUUAGAGAUGCCAUUUCGUCCAAUACGUCUUCAGCAUCGAGUUCAAAGUACAGUGCAUCGCCACCUAAUUUCACUCCUAGACAUCCAUCUCUUAAAGUUUCUCUAGCAGAUUCUUCCAGGUCUAGGAGAUUCAUGUUGAAAAAGAAGAGGAGCAAGGACAUCUCCCUGGAUGAAAGUACUAAAGCCAAGAUGACCAACGUCCUCGCAGAACUAGGGGACCAGUUUAAGAAAGAAAUGUCGGAUGAAGGCAUGGAUUCAAGUGGCAUCCUUUGUGCCAUCAGUCGGGAAGCGCUCGUUGCCGAGAGGAUCGCCCAGAUUGGGGAUUGCAUCAUGUUGCAUCAUCACGAUGAGCUCGAACAGGCCUACCAGCAAACCUUGGGCCACGGCGAUGGGCCCAUGAACUAUGGUGUCUUCAAAUCUGGCAUGAAAAGUUUAGUCAAGAACUCUGUGCCUGGAUGGUAUCACGUUGCAGUGAUGAUGAAGUUCACCCGACGCAUGGCAGUCAACGUGUUAGAUCAGGGGAGUAGAGGUAUAGCAGCCGUCACUGAUUUUGCGGCACAGUACAUCGAGGAGAACCUCGCACAAUCUAUAAUAGAACAAGGCGGCUGGGAUGCCAUAACUAAUGUUGACUUGGACAAGAUCGACAAUGAACAAUGGUCUGAAAUAUCCUCAGGGACCCCUUCCCCUCAUGGACCCCAAUCGCCUUCCCAUACGACCCCUCCUCAAUUCAUGGAGAUAGGCAACCACCUCUCGCCUCGACCGAGCAAAGCGGGCACCAGGAGCGGCCAAGACAACCAAUCGCAGCAGCCGAUGUCAGGUUUGAAUGAUGCCUCCGCUUUCAAGGUAGAAACGGAGCGUGGGACAAUCGACCCAAGCCGGGUUGUAAGGGAUGAAUCGGAUUCCGUUCCGUCUGGGUUGACAAGACCCCAUGGGCUUCUCCUGGAUGGUCCCACGUUCCAUGCCCCUGCUGACUUGAGCCCCGGCAGGAGAAGGUACCUGUCAGAGAGGGUGCCAGAGAGGACGCCAGAUCCAUCCGAUGGGCUUGAUCCGGACGAUUCUCCAAGGAGAAGAGCAUCAAGCUUUGGUGCAGGACCCAUCAUUGCGACCGCUGCAGCAGCCACUGCAACCGUUGCUGCGGUUGCGGCAGUAGGGGCAUAUGCUCUCUUGAAAAGGUAGAUGAACCCUUCAAAGACAUCAAGUAGUUUUGAUCCAGGGGGGUGUUUCACAAAGAUCCAAAGUUAGACUUAAAAAUUAUGGAAAGCCGUUAGCAUCAUUGAAAAUAUUUUGUAAAAGUUAUUUCAAAAGACAUAAAAUUUUGAUUCAAAUCAUUCAUAUUUUCUAUUAUCAAGGACAUGUCAUGUUCUUGAUGUGGAAUUUAUGAAAAGUCUAAAAAAACUUCAAUUUUUGCUUUUGGAAAUAUUCAAUUUUAAGGCUACAAAUGGCUCUCCAUAAUUUUUUAAGUCUAACUUAGAGUUAAGUUCGACUUAGGAUCUUUGUGAAACACCCCCCUGAUGAUUCCCAAAGAAUUUAGCUAUACUAUCAGGAUCCAUUUUUAUUUGAGUAUAUUAUAUUUUCAUUCCUUAUUGCAAAAAUAAGACAUAUCUUAGGUAAAUACAGAUGCUGCAGUUUGUUAAAAGUAGAUUUCUUUAGCAAUAUUUCAUACUGUCCUCAGGGUAGUUAUAACCAUUUUUAAACAUUUCAUUGACAAAAUAAAAAAAAGAGGGGGGAAUAUUCCAGGAGAAAUUUACACAUUUCAUAAUAAUCAUUUUGUUAGGUGAUACGUACAAAGUAUACGUAUCAACUAUUGAUUUUGUCAAGAUUUUUCUUUAUUAUUGAUUGUUUUUGUUUUUUACGUUUUACUACUUCAUCUGUGUAUUGUAGAUUUUUGUAAAAAACAUAAGAGCACAUCUUCUUGCCUGAGCUGCAUAUCAUGUAACAUACAGCAACGACUUUGUAAUGUGUCCUGUUCGGUAUAGAGCAGAAUUGAAAUUGCACUUUCUUUGUCAAGGCACCUGUGUUAUAUCUGUACAAAGUAGAACAUUUAGAGCUUAAACAAUGCAACUGUUAAAAUAUGGACACUCUAGUAAUUAUGUUAGGAAAUUUAUGCUAACAUGACAUUCACUAGAUGUCUAUGAUUUAAUUGAGAACGUGGUUAAUUUCAGUUAUUGUUGAUAGUGGUAUUGAAUUAAAAAUUGUCUUGUAUCUACCUUGUGUAUUCCAAAUUAAAAUGACAACUGCCAAUUGAUUUGCUUGAUAAUGCAGCUUUGAUAAAAUGGAUGUUUUCAAUUGUUUGACUAAAAAACAAAACUAAUCUAAUGUAAUAUAUUUUCUGGACAGUCCCUUUGUUGUUUAAAGAUAGAAUUUCAAGUGAAUGAAAAUGUGCAGUCUGCUCUUACAUGGGUAAUUGCAGGUAUACUUGCUUCUUCAACUGGUAAGUAAGACAGAAUUUGUACGAUACAUUUACAGUAGGAAAAUAUGAGUUAAAGGUACAUACAUGUAUACAUGUAGUAAUGGAAAUUAUGGUUUUUGAAAUAUAGAAUUGUAAUGUACAUGUACAAGGUUUGCGAAAGAAUGAAAUAGUGUAAUGUGCUGACUUUAUUAACAUGCUUAUAUUAUAAAGAAGGUAGAGAUAGGACCAGAGUUGAAAUACGUAAUAGGCUGUUGAAAAGUGUGUUUUUGCUGAACGAAAUAUUUGUAAUUUAGACUAGCUGAUAAACAUGGAGAGAUAGAUAUACAUAGAGAGAUAAAAAGUAUAAAAGAGAGAUAAAAAGUAUAAAAGAAAGAUAAAGUGAACCUCAACACAACUCCAUUGUAGAAAAAUGAUGUAUACAUUUAAAA